Messenger RNA from Trypanosoma conorhini, 357 nucleotides. RefSeq lists its product as uncharacterized. The coding region runs from base 1 to 357 and encodes 118 amino acids. NCBI's taxonomy places the organism in Eukaryota, Euglenozoa, Kinetoplastea, Trypanosomatida, Trypanosomatidae. The transcript has a single exon. The record is from RefSeq and is a predicted model, not a curated record.
AUGGGGCGAUUUGUUGUCUCGCCAACCUGCGCAUCGUGCGUGGCCCACGCGUCUUCGCUGUCCGCCGUGAAGCGGGCCGCCCACCCAUCGACUCGCACCGAGCCCGGCGGCGUCACGCCCGGGGGCGACGGAAGCGGCAGCUUCACCGGCGGUCUCCUCCACUCGAGCACCGCGGCGCCGCGGCACGCGCGAAAAACCGUUUGCCAAACGCCGAUCCACCAAAGUUGCGCCCCCCCAAUGCUGCAGGCCGUGCGACCUCCCAGACGGGGCGGGUCCGGAGGAAACAAUGCGACCGCGGCCGUCUCGAGUGAACCGCUCUGCCUUGCGGUGGCCGGUGAGGGCGCCGAUCCCCGCUAG